AUGGGGUUCAAUGGGAGACUACAACGAAGACAGGAGAAAUUGGAGAAGGAAUGUGAGAUGGUGGAUUGGGGUGUGCCACUGGCAGAUCUUCCAGUCAUGGAGUGGGACGAAUUCCAACAACAGGCGAGGACAGGAUGCAAUAUCAUAGUCAUCAGGGGGGCUGUUCAUGAUAUUUCAGGUUUUGUCACAGAGCACCCGGGAGGCACAGCUAUGAUCAUAGGGGCGAUGGGGAAAGACGCAACCGAGAUGUUUGAGGGGGAGUAUACGGUCAUUCGGGGGCGGCCUUUAACCUUUGGAAUACGAUGCGGAUAG
Messenger RNA from Penicillium taxi, 312 nucleotides. Its product is annotated as cytochrome b5-like heme/steroid binding domain-containing protein. Gene Ontology annotation, molecular function: heme binding. The transcript is spliced from 2 exons. NCBI's taxonomy places the organism in Eukaryota, Fungi, Ascomycota, Eurotiomycetes, Eurotiales, Aspergillaceae. The record is from RefSeq and is a predicted model, not a curated record. The coding region runs from base 1 to 312 and encodes 103 amino acids.